Talaromyces rugulosus is the source of this 1716-nucleotide messenger RNA. RefSeq lists its product as uncharacterized. The record is from RefSeq and is a predicted model, not a curated record. NCBI's taxonomy places the organism in Eukaryota, Fungi, Ascomycota, Eurotiomycetes, Eurotiales, Trichocomaceae. The transcript has a single exon. Gene Ontology annotation, cellular component: nucleus. Gene Ontology annotation, biological process: regulation of DNA-templated transcription; chromatin organization. Gene Ontology annotation, molecular function: chromatin binding; DNA binding. The coding region runs from base 1 to 1716 and encodes 571 amino acids.
AUGAUGGAAUCGCAGCAGAAUAAUAGGGUUUCGCAGGCGGCGGAGUCUUCCACGUCAGAGACUCCAGGUGAUACAUCAAAUCAGCAUCCACCAGCCACGGUGCUGCUGCAGCCCACCCAAAGCAGCAGCACUCCUUCUUCGAGUCAGCUUCAAAGACCUGGCCUUCAUGGCCCCGACGCCGUUAAACAAUAUCGCUCUCAAGCCACGCUGAUCCCAAAAUUGUCCGAGUCUACCCUCCAGUUGCUUGCUUCCAUUGGCGCUUCAAGUUCUUCCCCGCAGACAAAGGCAGAAGAACCCGGCAGAGCAUUGAGUGAUUCUCCUGCGACAGUCACUGGAAAUUCGUCCUGGAAUCCUGGUCCUGACAGGGCAUCCUCAUUACCGGGCCCUCCAAUGCCAGUCUUGCGCAGUAGAACUAUUGCGCCUCGCCCUUUGGUGCCUGCGCCUGCACCUGCACAAGAAUUUAAAACACCGCUCCAACCGAGACCGGUGCCUGCUCCAGCUUUCAUCAACCUUGCGCCGAAACCCGAUAACUUGCCUGUUGCUGAGCCACCUGUUGUAGAAGAGCAACUUCCAUCGUCGUCCGCUGUUGUCCCGGCACCCCCGCCGAUUUCAACAUUACUAGCAGACCAAUUGACCCCGUUGAAACCGGCUGUACGCAAAACCCCAGUCAAGUCGAGUGCGCGCUCAAGGAAGCGGAAGCGUGUCCGGGGCAGCGAAGAUGAGAUUAAAGCCGGGGACUCGAGUUCGGAUGAUUCUUCGGACGACAUGGUUCCCAUGGCAAGACAAACAAAAUCUGGACGACAGGUAAAUCGGCCUACAUUCUUUGCACCUUUACCCGAGGAGAAAAUAUCAUCGCCAUCAGGCAGUCCGAAUGCUGCUACUGGCGGUACUCCCGUUGUCAAACGACGGAGAAAGGUAUAUCGAAAGAACGGAAAAGAUAUUAAUAUCACUUGCAAGCACUGCCAGAGGGGUCAUAGCCCAUCUACCAACAUGAUUGUCUUUUGUGAUGAAUGCAACGUUGCCUGGCACCAGUUCUGCCAUAACCCUCCAAUCGGUAAAGAGCUCAUCGAAGUCGAAGAAGCACAAUGGUUCUGUGCCGAAUGUCGCCCAGCGAAACCAGUCGCGCUGAUAAAGCUCAAACUGCCCCGGAAUGAUAUCUCAACCCCACCACACCUGUCGAGGCCUCUUGCUGGAGGAGAGCUUUUUACAACGGAGCAGCAACGUGGCUAUUUGUCUAGUCUUUCUCACACCGCUCUCGUUGACAUGUUGGUGAAUCUCUCAGAGUCGAAUCCUGCUUUACCACUCUUUCCGGAGAAUCUUGGUGAUUUAACGGCAUCAAAGUUUGCCAUGUCGCUGUCAAAUAAAACAAUGACGCAGUAUGAGUCCCAGGAGUUGCCACAAGCCAAUGCCCCUGCAAAGGAUACCGUGAAAGAGCAAGUGGCCGAGCCAGUAGCAGUUGAUUCAAAUAAACCAAAAAAGCGUCAUGGAAAGAAAAGUCGCACCGAAGACUCUGACGACUCUGGCUCUGAAUACGAAAUUGAAGAACACCGUCUGUAUCCGCAUCCAGGGAACGGAUUCUGUUUACCGCCAGAAGAAGAUGACCUUGAUAUCUUAUUGGACGACCCUACUUGCCCUACAUUUAGUCACACUAUUCACAAUUAUGCUGAAGGACAUACGCUCGCCAAAGGCUCUUUCACUAUCUCGGUCACAGCUUAA